AGUGGCUACUGGUCCUUCUCCUGGAGUGCUCGCUGCCACUGAUCCUAUGGAAUAAACGCCAGAGUCAGACGGCCGUGCGACUAGUGAAUCUUGGAAUUUUUACCUUCGUCUUCACUAUGUUUCGUUCUAAACGGAAGGAUAGCGCUAUACGAACCCUGGUAGCCGAGACUCUAGUGCUAGCCAAGACCCAUGGGUACGUGGAGAAGAUCGAGCACGAGCUGGAAGAAGAACUUCAGAGGGAGAACACAGAGCCGCCCAACAGGAUCUUGGCAAAAUGGAGGAGAAACGGGGAGAAGGUCCUUAAGAACAAGUACACCCUCCUCACUGUCGCCCUCUUCUGCGUCACGGAGUGCGCCCUCAUCCUGGGGGAGCUCUUUCUUGACCUUCAGAAGGUCAAAGAUAUUGCCAUCUCUACGUGGCGGAACACUGAAUCACGUGACCCCCACAUGCGGCAGGCGGUCAUCACGUGGUACAAUAUUCAUGCUUUGAUUGGUCGAAAUGUCAACAUCGGCGCUGCCUAA
This is a messenger RNA of Physella acuta, 521 nucleotides long. RefSeq lists its product as uncharacterized. The record is from RefSeq and is a predicted model, not a curated record. Lineage: Eukaryota; Metazoa; Mollusca; Gastropoda; Physidae.